Dujonia railenensis is the source of this 456-nucleotide messenger RNA. NCBI's taxonomy places the organism in Eukaryota, Fungi, Ascomycota, Pichiomycetes, Serinales, Debaryomycetaceae. The record is from the annotation of a GenBank genome assembly.
AUGGCUGCAUUACCGAAAAGAAUUAUUAAGGAGACUGAGAGAUUGGUAUCUGAUCCAGUACCUGGUAUAACCGCAAUCCCGUCAGAAGAAAAUCUUCGUUAUUUUGAGGUCACCAUCGAGGGUCCAUCAUCAUCUCCUUACGCAGAGGGAGAAUUUAAAUUAGAAUUAUAUUUACCUGAUGAUUAUCCUAUGUGUGCUCCCAAGGUAAGAUUUCUCACGAGAAUAUAUCAUCCAAAUAUCGAUAAGUUGGGUAGAAUCUGUUUAGAUGUGUUGAAAGAUAAUUGGAGUCCUGCAUUACAAAUUAGAACUGUUUUAUUGUCGAUCCAAGCCUUAUUGGGCGCGCCAAACCCUGACGAUCCGUUGGCGAAUGAUGUAGCUGAGGAUUGGAAAAAAGAUGAAAAGAGAGCUAUUGAAGUCGCUAGAGAGUGGACUGCGAAGUAUGCUGUAAAGCUGUAA